AUGCACACGGAGCUAGUUUUUUGCAAGUCGAAAGUGUUCGUUCAUUGCAGCUCGAAAGCUGAGGAUAACAUACCUGGGUUUCUACUUAUAACUAGGGAUUCUCAACAACCAGCCCUGGAAGCUACAGUAACCUGGAUCCCUGAAAAGGACUUAGAAAAGGACCAGAUCAAUGAUUUGAUGAAAUCGGAUCUGGAUCGGAUCUCUGGCGGUGACAGGCGUAGGAUUAAGAAAGAUAUUGUAUCGCAAGCUUUGUACGUUGCGUGGGCAUUUUCCAUCAAGGUCAGCUCGAUUUAUUCGAUACAGUUUAGGCCGCCUAGCCCCAGCGGAUGGUGGUACGGUUCCGUGGCUAUAAAUUCCAGAAGCAUUCAGGAGCAAGACUCUAUACCGAUCUUGUUCUUUCACGAUGACGUCUGCCCUUCCACGAAGGAAAAGAAGAAGGAGCUCUCAAAGUCAUUUGAUCCAUUUAGUGGUACAGAUAUUUAUUGGGGAGCUCACGACUUUCGCGAUGCGUUGCUGAAUAUUGCAGAUCUCAAGCAAACGUUUGUGGAUCCCACAGUGUGGCUGGUCAAUGCAACUUUAGACGACCUUAGAAAUUUCUCUCCGUCAGAUCCAAAACAAAAACGAGAUGCUAGUAAAGUUUCUAGUCAAGAAUCGUCAUUAUGGAACAAAUUUGAUGAGGCAAAAUGGAGCAUUAUGUCCAAAUUCGCUGAUCUCACCACGAAGUCUACCAAUCGCAUCGCAACUGUCUUCACUCAGCACCCUUUGGUCAAGUUUGUUGACAAACAUAACAACAACCCGUACGUCAAGCACAUUCUCAAAAAUCCCAAAGUUCAAGAGAUUCAAGACGAUUUUGACUCCGCUAAGAUUUAUCUAGCCAAAUGGGCGUUGGGUGUGAAAGAACAAGCGGAAAAGUAUCAGGCCAAAAAUGGCCUAGAUGAUACUUACAGGCGGCUGCUUUACAAUGAGCUUGGGAGUGAUGGAGGUGACGUUCAACUAACAGAGGAAGAACUCAACAUAGCCAUGCAACGAAACCAUACACUUUCUCGUGCUAAGUGGGACUCCUUUUUUGACGCAGAAGGUCGCCUUUCAAUAACGGUUCAUGAAGUUAAAGACUACAUUUUCCAUGGUGGGGUCACAGACAAGGAGUUGAGACGAGAAAUAUGGUUAUUUUUGCUAGAAGUUUUCCCAUGGGCAUCUUCUGCAGAAGAACGUCGUAUUUUGGAAGAAACUUUGCGUGACGGCUACCGGAUGAACUAUAAAAGUAAGUGGGAGUACCGCGAACCUCACUUGGAUGCUGAUGAAGAAUCAUACUGGCUAGAUCAGGUAUUGCGCGUCGAAAAGGAUGUAAAGCGAAACGACAGAGACUUGCCGCUAUACAAAUACAACACAGACGACGGUGAAGCACCCUCUAGCACCGAUGAAGAUCAAGCUCAGUCAGAUGAGCUGCAAGACAAUGACUCUUGGACUGUAAGGAAUCCUCACCUUCAAAAACUCCGCAGUAUUUUGCUCAGUUAUAAUGUCUACAACGAUGACUUGGGGUACGUGCAGGGAAUGUGUGAUUUGUUGUCGCCCAUUUAUCAUAUUUUGAAGGAUGAGGAACUGUCAUUUUGGGCCUUCGUCAGCUUUAUGAAUCGAAUGGAGAGAAACUUUUUGCGCGAUCAAUCUGGUAUUCGCGACCAAAUGCUAACGUUGACAGAUCUAUGUCAAUUGAUGUUACCGAAAAUGAGCCAUCAUUUGGCGAAGUGUGAUUCAUCGAACCUUUUCUUUUGUUUUCGAAUGUUACUGGUCUGGUUCAAGAGAGAGUUUGAGUUCGACAAUGUAUGCAACAUAUGGGAAGUAUUCUUGACGGAUUUCUAUUCCUCCCAGUUUCAGCUUUUCUUUAUGCUUGCCAUUUUACAAAAGAAUAGCCUACCAGUUAUGGAAAAUCUCGACCAGUUUGACCAGGUCUUGAAGUUUUUCAAUGAACUCAGGGACACCAUGGAUUGGAGCGAUCUUAUGAUAAGAAGCGAGCUACUCUUUGUUAAAUUCAAGAAGAUCAUGGAUAUACUAGAAAGAAGUGCAGAGCUUGACGAGUAUACUCUGUUAACAAGUGAGGGAAAUGUAAUAACCGAGACUCCUGCCUCGGAGGCGGAGCGUUCGCCAGAUAAUCGAACUUCUUUAGUAACGGAUAACUUAAAACAACUGUUGUCCAAGAAACUGGUAAUAAAGAGAGAACCUACUAGAGACAAGAACUCCGUUAAAUGA
Messenger RNA from Lachancea lanzarotensis, 2244 nucleotides. RefSeq names its product LALA0S12e02784g1_1 (gene GYP7). The transcript has a single exon. The coding region runs from base 1 to 2244 and encodes 747 amino acids. The record is from RefSeq and is a predicted model, not a curated record. Gene Ontology annotation, biological process: activation of GTPase activity. Gene Ontology annotation, molecular function: GTPase activator activity. NCBI's taxonomy places the organism in Eukaryota, Fungi, Ascomycota, Saccharomycetes, Saccharomycetales, Saccharomycetaceae.